AUGGUCUACGGGAAAUCUCUACAGAUCACUGGUGUAGAAGCUUGGGAAGUGGCUCAGCCCAACUACCAGCUGGGCGAGAUUGGAGACUUGAAUAACGUUCGUUUUACGGGCUACUUGAUCCUCGUCUUUGCUGUCUUCAUCAUCUUUGGCGGCAUCAAGUAUGUUUCGCGCUUGGGAACCUUGUUCCUCAUGGUCGUCUUGUUCGUGAUUCUUUGCAUGUAUGUGGGAUGUUUGAUGGGUCCAACCGAUGGCCGGCCAGCCACUUACACGGUGCCUAUCGUGGCCGAAAAUGGUACGACCUAUCAGAAGACACUGACGUGGACAGGUCCUUCCGCGGCCUCCUUCGAGGACAACUUGAGGUCGGCUUGGGAUGCUCCCCAACUUGCCUUCCCCAAGGAUACCACGGAGUACAGCUUUGUGAACAUGAUGGGCCUUUAUUUCCCCUCAGUCACGGGCAUCAUGGCGGGUGCCAACCGAUCGGCUGACCUUGCAGAUCCCACCAAGGCCAUCCCAAAAGGGACUCUUUUUGCCCAACUCUUCACCACGUUCAUCUACCUGUCCUUCAUUUUUGUCUUCGGAAGCGUUGCUCCACGAGAGACAUUGUUGAAUGACAAGUUCUUUGCCUCCACAUCGGCUUUCCCCGUUAAGGAGGUGGUGAUCUAUGGUGUGAUGGCCUCAAGUCUGGGAGCAGGCCUGAACUCCUUAGUCUCAGGAACCAAACUGCUGAGUGCCAUUGCGGGCGAUGGCACGCUACCAAUUUUGCGCGUUUUCAAGGCGACUCCUGGAAAAGAGCCACGACUUGCUCUUUUGGCAAGCGGUGCGCUUUGUGCUCUUUCCAUUACCAUUGGUGAGCUGAACGCAAUUGCUCCACUGCUGACCAUGUUCUUUCUCAUGUGCUACACAUGUGUCAACAUGUCAUGUACGAUCCUGCACUUUGUGAGCGACCCGAACUGGCGACCCACCUUCCGCUAUCAUCACUGGUCCAUCUCCUUGAUUGCUGCUGCGCUGUGCGUUUGGAUGAUGUUUGCUAUGGCGGCAGUCAUCGCUAUGGCUGCGAUCGCCUUUUGCAGCAUCAUUUUGGCCUAUGCUGCUUACAACUCGGCCAAUACCAAGUGGGGGGAUGGCUUCCAAGGAAUGAAGUUUCAGCUUGCCAAGAAUAUUCUCAUCAGUAUGGAUGCCAAGUUGCACACCAAGAACUGGCGGCCACAGUUGCUUGUGGUGACCGAGCCCAAGAUGAGGUCGCUCAGCAGCUAUGAAGGAUCUGCAUUGGUCUUUCCCGACUUGGGGAUCUUGAAGACAGCGUCACAGCUCAAGAACGGCCGUGGCUUCAUCGUGCUGGGCAGCAUCGUCACGGGCGGAAAGGGAAAGACUUUGUCUCAGGGAGGCCUCUUUUUGAGUGAGAGGAUGGCAGACCAGGUGGCUGAGGGCAAUGCGGAGGUGAAGGAUUUGCUCAGGAAGUACAUGAUCGAUGGCUUUGGGAAAGUGGUCUACUCGGACGACUUUGCCAACGCCCUGGCGGAUUUGGUUCAGUCCGGUGGCAUGGGCGCCUUCGAGCCGAAUUGCUUGUUGGCCUCGUGGCCCAAAGACGCCCUGGCGCUCGGCCGCGAAGGCGUAGAACGCCGAUCCAAGCUGGUCAACAUGGUUCAGAUUUCGGCCAUCUUUCAAAAAGUGAUGAUUCUGACCAAAGGCCUGGAGUGGCCUGAGUUCGAGGAGCGCCUCACAGGCAACAUUGACAUUUGGUGGAUUGUUGGAGAUGGGGGUGUCCUCCUGUUGCUGCCGAGCUUGCUGAAGAAGCACCGCGUUUGGUCUGGCUGUCACAUCCGUCUCUUCGUCUUGGCAGACAGGGCCGGAGAUGAUGUCGACCAGAUGCAGCAUGAGCUGGACACGUACGUGCGCGACUUUCGGCUACAAAUUGAGGUCUUCAUCAAGGUGGUGGAUGAUGUGGUGGAAGGCGUCUCUAGAAACGAUUCUCACUUUGUACACCCUCCACCUGAUGAUCCAGUGCCAAGUGAGUUUGACCUUGAGACUGGGGCCUUCCAGAAUGACAUGCCCAAGCGCAUCACCAGCGGCCAAAGCCUGCAGGCGAUGAAGUGGCUGACGGCGAAAGUAGAGGCACAUUUGGAGCGCAUCCUUCAGUCGAACAUGGAUGCCUCUGCGGCCUCUGAUCGACGGAUCCGCGAUGCGCUGCAACUUUGGAGUGUUCUGGACCUACAGCAGGAGCUGUGCGAGGAAAAAGGUGCGGCCGCGAUGCCUACCGCAUUGACUGCUGAGCAUGGGAGUCCACCAAAGGAUUGGCCUUUUGUGCCGUUUGCCGUGCGAGCCGCAUGGACAGUUCGGGCGAACACCCGCGACCGUGCCAGUGGGUCGGACCAUUUGUCAGAACGGCCUGAAAGACGCGAGGCGCAAGGGAACUCUGCCUCGGUGCCUGCUUUGGCGCCUCCAGGACAAUCUCUGGUCUUGGCCGUCCCUGAAGCAGGUUAUGGAUCGGGUGUGAAGGAGGAACCAUUCGACAUGCCUGGAUCAAUGGUCCCACUCCUCUUUCAAGGUGAAGGCGCACCAGUUUUGCCGGUGCCAGUUCCCAUGGCACCGCCGGUCUUGCCUGCCUUUCCGACCGCCCUGCCUCCGGUCUUGCCGCGACCGCUACCGUUGCCCAUCCCGGUGCCAUCGACCGCGACCGCUCCGGUGCUGCCGGCACCGCCCGUGGCGCCCGUGGCACCGCCCGUGGCCGCACCAGUGCCGGUGACCGCUUUGGUGGCGCCUCCUAGGGUGGUGCCACCCAAGUAUGGGUCUGUGGGCUUCAGCAAGUCGACUGCGCCAGUCUUCGCCAAGCGACCAGGACCGGGAAUCGCCACCACGGGGGUGAAGUUGGAAGAAGAUUUGCCGCUGGCAUCGAAGAGUGCAGCACUUCCUUCACGACCUGUUGCUGUCCACGGGGAGAAAGUGGAGACACUCGAGCGAGGCCUUGGCGUGCAGAGGAGCUUUGGAGUGGUGGAGCCACCACUUGUGAUGAAGUCCGAGCAGCUCUGGGCGCCGCCAGUCGCUUCAAGCGGCAAAGGCAAAGGCUGGAAGAGGCGAGGCAAAGUUCUCGAGGACGCAUUUGCGCGGCCUGUGAAGCGCAGGACAUGA
Messenger RNA from Durusdinium trenchii, 3126 nucleotides. The record is from the annotation of a GenBank genome assembly. NCBI's taxonomy places the organism in Eukaryota, Dinophyceae, Suessiales, Symbiodiniaceae.